This is a messenger RNA of Neurospora tetrasperma FGSC 2508, 887 nucleotides long. RefSeq lists its product as uncharacterized. Lineage: Eukaryota; Fungi; Ascomycota; Sordariomycetes; Sordariales; Sordariaceae. The record is from RefSeq and is a predicted model, not a curated record. Bases 1 to 852 code for a protein of 283 amino acids. The transcript is spliced from 2 exons.
AUGGACGACUCGGGCUCGGACUCGGACUCCUAUCUCUCUGACACGUCGACGGUCGACUUUGACCAACAUCGCGCCAGUCCCACCAGUAACUCCGAGACCACAUCCUACGCGCCCAUGCUUAUUGAGGCAACGGAGGACGCACAAAAGCUCCAGAAAAUGAGCUUGGAGCUUGCAUCUGCAAGAAUGGAAAUUAUGAAACGCAAGGCCGUUGGUCAAACCCAAGAGGCUGUGAUUCAAAAGCUUAGAGCUACCCUUGAGGAGGAGAAAAAGAGGAUAGCAACUGGCCAAGAUGAGGCGCUACAGCAACACAAAGAAACCAUCCGGAAGCUGAGAGAGGAAUAUACAACAGCAGUGGCGGAAAAUGACGGGAACGAGCACGCCAACUCAGUCAUGACUGCUCUCAGAUUGGAGGUUGCGGGGUUGCGAACGUCCCUAGAUUUGACUGAACAGCACCGCGAUCAGGCUGUGAGCAACAACAUCGAUCUUCAACAGCCUAACAACGAUCUCAGGUGGGCUUUGGCGGCGCACGGACGCGAAAUCGAAAAGCUAUGCGGCGCAGAGAACAAGAUGGCCCGUAUCGAGAAGGUAUUCAAGGAGUCAUUCCAGAAUACCGGCACAUCACUCAUAUCCAUCAACGGUGUUUAUGACUUGGAAGGGUCACUUCAGCUGUUACUCGAAAGGGACAAAUCCAGGGUCAAGGAGCUUGACGAUGUCAAGAAACAAUUGCUUGAGGCCAAGAAUGCUAAACCAUCCGAAGAAGGUAAUCACGAGAGACCACGAAAGUGGUGGUCAAUGUCUUUUGAUUGGAUGAAGACAGAGAGAUACCUAUGGCGAGGAAAGAAGACAGGGUAGGUGGCCAUUGCUCCUGAUUCUAAGUGGGCAGGGGC